Molecule: messenger RNA, 684 nt
Organism: Microtus ochrogaster (prairie vole)
Lineage: Eukaryota; Metazoa; Chordata; Mammalia; Rodentia; Cricetidae
Product: histone H3-like
Exons: 3
Coding region: 1-657 (218 amino acids)
Cellular component (GO): nucleosome
Molecular function (GO): DNA binding; structural constituent of chromatin; protein heterodimerization activity
Source: RefSeq, a predicted model, not a curated record
AUGGCUCGCACAAAGCAGACCGCUCGCAAGUCCACCGGCGGCAAGGCCCCGCGCAAGCAGCUGGCCACCAAGGCCGCCCGCAAGAGCGCCCCGGCCACCGGCGGCGUGAAGAAGCCCCACCGCUACCGGCCCGGCACCGUGGCGCUGCGCGAGAUCCGGCGCUACCAGAAGUCGACCGAGCUGCUGAUCCGCAAGCUGCCGUUCCAGCGUCUGGUGCGCGAGAUCGCGCAGGACUUCAAGACCGACUUGCGCUUCCAGAGCUCGGCCGUCAUGGCUCUGCAGGAGGCCAGCGAGGCCUACCUGGUGGGUCUGUUUGAGGACACCAACCUGGCAGUGGUGGAGGCUAUGUCUGGUCGCGGCAAAGGCGGGAAAGGCCUGGGCAAAGGCGGCGCCAAGCGCCACCGCAAGGUCCUGCGCGACAACAUCCAGGGCAUCACCAAGCCCGCCAUCCGCCGCCUGGCCCGGCGCGGAGGAGUCAAGCGCAUCUCCGGCCUCAUCUACGAGGAGACCCGCGGGGUGCUGAAGGUGUUCCUGGAGAACGUGAUCCGCGACGCGGUCACCUACACGGAGCACGCCAAGCGCAAGACCGUCACGGCCAUGGACGUGGUCUACGCGCUCAAGCGCCAGGGCCGCACCCUCUACGGCUUCGGAGGUUAAGCUGUUGCCGCCUUUUCUCCACUGUCG